This is a messenger RNA of Physella acuta, 4393 nucleotides long. Its product is annotated as proton-coupled zinc antiporter SLC30A9, mitochondrial-like. Gene Ontology annotation, molecular function: monoatomic cation transmembrane transporter activity. NCBI's taxonomy places the organism in Eukaryota, Metazoa, Mollusca, Gastropoda, Physidae. Gene Ontology annotation, cellular component: membrane; endoplasmic reticulum. The record is from RefSeq and is a predicted model, not a curated record. Gene Ontology annotation, biological process: zinc ion transport; transmembrane transport; intracellular zinc ion homeostasis.
AACGCAUUUCCCUUUCAUUUCGAGAUGUAAACAGAUUUUUAAGUAAAAGUGCAAACAGACAAUGACAGAUUUGUCAAGAUGUUUAAAUCAUCUUUGACAGCAUAUACAGAAGUGAGAGCUUGUAUCAGUUCAGUGGCUAACCUUAAGAAAUCACUUCCAACGUUAUAUGUCUGUCAAGAUUGUCAUCAUCAUCUUAGCUCAGUAAGAUACAGAAAUGUACACACCAUUCACAGUAUUAAACCUUCAAGUGUACUCUCUGGUUAUUUCUGUCUCUGGCCCAACAAAAAUGUUUCAGGAUCUAUCAUUGUUAGCUGCUGUUUUUCAAAUACUCCAGACAAAACAAACAACCCUGCUAAUGAGAGCAGCUCCUCAGACAAUGUAGCUGACUCUAAGCAGCCUGAUAAAAAUCAGAGCAAAGCAACAGGGCAAGCUGCUGGCCAGAGUGAAGCUGCCACCACAGGUGAAACUGCUGAUGCAGAGAGGAAAAAGAACAAAGUUUUAAGUGUUAUACCUAGAAUGAGGAAGCCUAAUCCAAUAGAUUAUAGUUAUACGGGUAAUAUUUAUAUUCUUCCGAAACGAGCCUUAGUUGAAUACCUUCUUAUGCCAAGUGAUAUUGUUGAUCUGCCAAAGUACACCAGAAGAAGUCCAUACGAUGAUGGCACUCGCAUAACCCUUUACCUUAGAACAGAUGUAGAGGAAGCAGCAUUGAAAAAAUGGGGUGAUUUUGACAAGUUAAAUAAAGAAAAGGCCAGGCUAAGAAAUACAAACUCUGACAACUUAAAAAAUUAUGACAUCAAUGAUGUAAGAAUGCUACUGGGUGAAAUGCAUUCUUCCACUGGUUUUGUCAACCCAGAUGACCCUAAUGCCCGGAGUGCUGAGGGUAGUUCAGGAUCCCAACAGACCCCAAAGCAAGUCUCCCAAGAACAGACAUUUUGGAGCUCAGGAUCAACUAAGGUUGUGCUGUCUGCUAUUUUUGUCAAUGGAGCCAACAGCCUGUUCAAGCUUAUUGCCUGGCUGUACACAGGAUCUCACAGCAUGUUCUCAGAGUUUAUCCACUCCGCUGCUGACACUGUGAACCAGAUUAUUCUUGGUUUUGGUCUGUAUCACUCAUUUAAGAAACCAGACACAGAUCACCCGUAUGGAUACCGAAACCUUCGUCACAUAUCAUCGUUGAUCAGUGGAGUUGGAAUUUUUUUCUUUGGGACUGGCCUUUCCUAUUAUCACAGCCUUCAAGGAUUCCUACAUCCAACAGAGUUAGGCAACCUUACAUGGUGUGUAGCGACAUUGAUUGGUUCCUUCAUCUCAGAGGGAGGUACUCUCUUAAUUGCUAUCAGAGAAGUGAGAAGAGGAGCCAAAUCUCAUGAAAUGGGUGUUAGAGACUAUUUGAUGAGUGGAAUAGAUCCUAAUGUCAAUGUAGUGCUGCUGGAAGAUUUUGCUGCUGUCUUGGGAGUUGGCAUUGCAGGUGUUUGUAUUAGCAUCUCUGCAAUAACUGGCUCCUCAUCUGCUGAUGCUGCAGGCUCAGCUCUGAUUGGCACUCUCCUUGGUUCCGUCGCUGCUUUCAUCAUCCAUCAAAACACACAGCAGUUGGUCGGGAGAUCCAUCCCAGAGGAGGAGAGACAAGAGAUCAGUCAACUGCUGGAGCGUGACAGAAUGAUCAGGUCACUACAUGACAUCAAGGCCACACAGAUGGGGGGAGUCGUCCGCUACAAGGCUGAAGUUGACUUUGAUGGGAAGGAGAUUACAAGGGCCUACUUGUAUAAACAAGAUCUGGACCUAAUGUUAGCGGAAGCUCAGAAACUGAAAACUGUAGAGGAACUGGAGGUCUUCAUGAUGAACCAUGGUGAGAAAAUUAUUGAUGCUUUGGGUGCAGAAGUGGACAGGAUAGAAAAAUCUUUGAAGAGCAAGCAUCCAGAAAUCAGACAUGUAGAUCUUGAAGCUUUGUAAUUAUUAUCUCUAGCUUAUUUUAAUUAAGUCAAGUCAAAUUUUUCCUCACCAACCACAACUCUCCACAUGACAGCAUCAGCUGAGUAUCAUCUUUUUUUUUUCAACCUCGGCUGACAUUUGUAUUCCAUCCAUAUCACGUACAAGCUCUGAGUGUUACAUGUGGUAGUAAUUGCUUCUGGUGGCGACUGUGUCAGUGUGUGGUAGUAGUGUUGAUCUUGUAAAAGUACCAGUGUCAUGGGAUAUUUUUGUAUCAUGUGAUGUGUCAUGUGACGUGCACAAACCAUCCAAGUACUGGGUGGUGUAGAUCUCUCAUGCCUGUUGUAUAUCGUGUGAAUUGCCUGUCAUUUUCAUGUACAUAUUUAUAUUGUUUAGUUCUAUAAACUAGAGAAUUUCAAUUGUUGAUAAAACCAAGCUUAUUUUGUAAAUAAAGAUGUGUACACUGUAUUUUAUGUCAUUGUAAUCAAAUUUAGUAAUUUUUUUUAAAAUAUUGCACUCUAAGAUUAAAAUAUCAAUUGUCUUCAACGUUUUUAAAAAGCAAAAUGUUUAGUUUUUGAUAAUCUUGGAAAGUUAUUUAUUCAGUGAUAUAUUUAUUUUUUGUGCACAUUUAAGCAAUUGCCUUUAUUGAAAAAAUAAUUUUGGUUUAAAACAGUUUUUUGCAGUUAUCUCCCUUUACACCAUGAUUCAACAUUUUUUUUCAAGUUGGAUUUCACUUACCUCUUAGCAAUACACAGCAAUAUUUUAAGGAUAUGUUCUUAGCCAAUGAUAAAAUGUGUCAAAACUGUUCAUAUAAGUAAACUAAGGUAAAAGCACUUGAAGUAAUUAUUGUAUUUUACUGGAAGACCUUUAAGAAAAUUUUUUAAACUGUGUCCAGGUUUAUCUAGUGGCAUUGAGAUCCUAUUCUUCAUUGGUUGUGAUACUUUUUAGAUUGUUGUUUGCAAGCUCUAAGGUCUGUUAUAAUUAUCAGUGUGUAUUGAUUUUUUAAAUUGGCGUAAAUCAUAUUGAAAUAUUGAAAGCAUAUUGUGUAAAAAUUUAUAAAUUAUAAUAAGUUCAGCAAAACAUCCUUUUUAACAUUCCUGUUCAUUUUAAUAAUUGGUAUAAUUUACUAUCAAAGAGUAAUUUAUUAUUAUUUUAUAAUUAGCACCUAAUAAUUGAUCAUUGCCAGGCUACUAUAUUCAAAGAGCAGCCAGCAAAAUGCAAAAAGUCAAACAUUCAUUUUUUUUUUUACCUAGUCACAAUGAUCUAGCUUUAAUGUGAAUAUUUAAUAGUAUACAAAUAUUAAGGUCGUUUUUUUGUGUUAUUUUGGCUUAUACAAAAACAUAUAUGAAUUAAAAAUUUUUUGUUCUUAAGCCAGAGUUACGAACUGCAUGUUUCGCCACCUAGGGUUGGGCACUUGCCACCUAGACCUGAUUCACUCCACCUUAGCUGCAUCAUAAAAUGUUGGGAUUAUUAUCUCAGUCAUGCUAGUAUAUUCUUUAGCUCAACUAUCCCAUCACUGAUUUAUAACUCAUGCUAGUAUAUUCUUUAGUUCAACUGUUCAGUAGCUGAUAUAAUCCGGGUUGUGCUAAUAAUCCAUUCUCAUUAUGUCAUCAAAGCCUUACAAAUCAGCAACCUCUUAUUAAAUGUCUGAUCAUUAGGUGUGUUUGGUCAGUAGAGACCAGUAGAAGUACUUGGAUUAAAAAUAUAAAUAGACAUCAUACAGGAUAUUUUUUACAAAUGUUACUUAGGAUUUUUAAAAAAACAUUUCUUUAUUAUGUUUCAACAAUAAUAAAUAAUGCAAGCUUUAGAUACAUUAUGACGAAAAAAUAAAUUGAGCUUACUGAAAUUGGUUCAAUUUUUUUUAAAAUAAAAAGAAAUACUAAUACUAUAAGCCUGUAUGUUUAUAAAAUAAUAAUUUGAUAUAGGUUUUCUUAAACUGCAUGGCAAAUAUUGUUUUAAAAUUAGCAAAUACAAACCUGUACAAUUUUACUAUAGUUUGAUGUGUAGUUUUUUUUAAUCUGUUCAGUUUUGAUCAGUAUAUAUUAUCAAAAGAAAUUAAUUUUUUCAGGAAAAAAAAUCAUUUAUCAGAGCAUUUAACUUUCGGAUAAGAGGUUGGCAUGACUUGAGUAAGGGUUUCACUUAAUGAAAGCUUUAGUUUGAUGCAGGGAAAUGAUUUUUAAAUUAUUAUUUAAUGGUUGAUAUGUGUUACUCUAGUUGUUUGGAGCUGUGCUCUUCUAUAUUGGCUGUUUAUUUUUUUAGUAAUGUCCUGCUUACAAAGUGAGAGACAUCUAUUUGUGUAACGUAUCUAGUUUAGCAUAAGUGCUUCACAUUGCUAUCAGAAUAAGUUUCUUUUGCUAUGUAUUGCGCAAAUAACCUUGCUUUUAUUCUUGAUAAAAGCCACAUGAGUCUCUGUUCUGUAAAAGUAUUGUGUUUAAAUUUACAAUAGUGAAAAUGUUUGAUUUCUAAAAUAAUU